Molecule: messenger RNA, 1092 nt
Organism: Pochonia chlamydosporia 170
Lineage: Eukaryota; Fungi; Ascomycota; Sordariomycetes; Hypocreales; Clavicipitaceae
Exons: 4
Coding region: 1-1092 (363 amino acids)
Source: RefSeq, a predicted model, not a curated record
AUGGCAUCCAAACAAGAUAUUCAAGUAGCGUCUCUUGCUGCUGGUUUCACAUUGGGCUUUGGUUUCUUGACUGUCUGGAAGGCCAUUCAGCAGACUGUCAGAAACAGACGACCAUGGAAGAGCGUUUAUGUUUACAUGAUCUGGGGCGAGAUUAUUGCCAACCUUGCUAUUGGCGUUAUUGGGUGGAUUUUCCUUGACGGUCUUUUAUCCCCAACUGUUCCUGUGCUCUUCUUCAUCUUAUUUCUCUGGGUGUUUGAAAUCCAGCUGCUGAUGCAAAUCAUUGUCAAUCGUAUUGCAAUCAUCGCAGAACACCAAAGCACAGUGAGGAAAUUGAAAUGGGGGACAGCGUUCAUUAUCACCUGCAUCAAUAUUGCAGUCUUUUGCAUCUGGAUUCCGUCCCAUAUCGUACCUCCAGCAAGCGAACUAUAUGUCAAAAUCAACGAUGUCUGGGAUCGAAUUUCCAAGAUUCUCAUCUUGUUGGUCGACGCAGGACUCAACUACUACUUCCUGCGAACGGUCAAGAGACGCCUCGUAUUGCGACAUGGUUUGACCAAAUACGCACCUUUGGUCUCUUUCAACGCCAGACUGAUGGUAGUCUCGAUUCUUAUGGAUGCUAUGCUCAUCGGUCUCAUGUCAUUGCCCAACCAAGUCGUAUACAUCCAGUUUCAUCCCGUCACGUAUAUGGUCAAGCUGAAUAUCGAAAUGAGCAUGGCGGAUCUCAUCACAAAGCUGGCUAGAGGAGAGAAUUCAGAUACCCGUCUACCUAGCACAUCAAACCAUAGAACCAUAACCCACGACGAGCCCGACGAAACCACCCGCUCGAAGCCGUACGCUCUGCAUACCAUCAACAAACCCAAACCAGAGGACUCUUCGUCUGAAGAUUUGGCUCAGCUUGGGGUUACCAAGGUCAUCAGUCCUCACGGAAAUCUCGACCGGGGCAUUCAAGUGGAAACGGUCAUUACAUCACGAAGCACCACCCGUAACAGCAGGGGCGAACACGACAGAAACCCGGCAAGACCCUUUGACGCGGAUGAUGAAUACCCCUUGGCCCAUAAUGGUUCUGAUGAUGGAAUAAGACACAUGCAAUACUAA